AUGUCGUCCUCGAGAAAUGAGGACUCUGAUGUUGCUGAACUGGAGACCGGGAACCGAUCUAUGCGUGAUCUGGAGGCUGAGGGCCUGAACCUACAUCACAAAAAGAUGUAUCGCAGAUUCUGUCCAUAUGGAUUUUUCAGGAUGUGGGAAAAGAAAAAAACACAAACCUUCACACAUAGUAAUUCAGCACCGGCAUCACCAUUCCAGCCAAAAGAUGGUAAAGCUUUUAGAAAUCUGCCAAGAGAUCAACUAGGCGGUGUUAUAUUUGGGUGCAAAAAUACUACAAUAAGAGAGUGUCUCGAAAAGCAACUAGUAGGUUUGCCUAGCGCACACUUUAUAUAUGUGAAAAAUGUAAAUCCUGGUUUGCCAGUGUUCUUGUUCAACUACGACGAUAAGAAGCUCCACGGAAUCUUUGAGGCUGCAAGCUCUGGUCAAAUGCUAAUCAAUCCAUAUGCUUGGAAAAAUGAUGGUGAUGAAAGAACACGAUUUCCUGCACAGGUUCAGAUACGUGUCCGUCUGCAUUGUGUACCACUGCAAGAAGAUAUGUUUAGACAAAUAAUUAAGGAUAACUAUUUUAAGCAGAAUCAUUUCUGGUUUGAGCUAGAUCAUACUCAAUCUAGUAAAUUGAUCUCGCAACUCUCAUCUCUUGCAUAUGCUCCGAGUAGCACACCACAUUAUCCAGAACUCUGGAGAAGUCUAAUCCAAAGCUCACCUGCAAAUAACAAGAGAGCAGAAAAUAGAUCUUCUGAACCACAAAAAUUGAUAAAUAAGCCAUCCAGUUCCAUUGAUUCUCAAGCUGCAUUGGAUGAGAAGAGUUUUAUAUACAUGAAACUUAAAGAAAUAGCUCUUGAUCGUGAAUGGCCAGCGCUCUCCAGAAACGGGCAUGCAGAGGAAAACACCAAUGAAGGGAUAAGUUAUAAUGAUGCAAGGAUUGAUCAAGCAGGUUUUAUGGAACCACAGCUUCCUGGAGAAGAGAAGAAUGAAGAAGGCAAUUGUGACUUGGCUGGUUAUCCUCCUUUUGUAGCUCAGCUGCUGAAAGAAGUGAAAGAACUGAAUGCUUUUAAGGAACAGCACUCCCAAAAAAUGACUGGCCUGGAGAAGAAGCUGGCUAAUGCACAAGAAGAAAUCAAACUGCUAAAAGGUAGAUGUUUGAUGUUGGAGUCCACAAAUCCCUCUCGUACACACGAUAGUGAAAAUGUGGUAGAGUCAGACGAUAUAGUCUGUGAUGAGUCAAUCAUCCUAGCUGGAGGAUUUGAUGGUAAUAACUGGCUAUCGGCCUUGGACUUGUACUCACCGUUGACUGAUAUUUUUAAGCCACUUAGACCAAUGAGUUCAUUUUGGUCAUAUUUUGCAAUUGCAAAUCUGAGUAGGGAAGUCUAUGUAUUUGGUGGAAAAUUCAAGAAGUUGUGGGACAACACAGAAUCUGGAGCUACUUUGAAGGACAAGAUAUUUGCAAUGGGUGGUGGAAAUGGGACUGAAUACUUUGCAGAAGUUGAAAUGUAUGAUCCUCAAGUAGGUCAAUGGAUUCCUUCACGAUCCAUGUGGCAGAAGCGACUUUCUCUUGCAGCAACAGAACUCAAUGGUGCAUUAUAUGCUGUUGGUGGAUUUGAUGGAGACAAAUAUUUGGCGACUGCUGAAAGGUUUGACCCCAGAGAACAUGCUUGGACAAAAAUUGAGAGUAUGAGCACAAAAAGAGCAUAUCAUGCGUUGGUUCCUUUGGGGGGGAAGUUAUAUGCACUUGGUGGUUCUGAUGGGUCUCAAAUGAUGCCAAGCGUUGAGAUAUAUGAUCCUCGUCGGGGAACAUGGAUGAUUGGGGAACCAAUGAACUACUCAAGGGGUUAUGUAACUGCUGCUGCUCUAAAGGAGUCCAUUUAUGUCAUUGGAGGGGCUCAAUCUGAUAAUGAAGUACUAGACACGAUUGAACGUUACAAGGAAGGCACAGGUUGGGAAAUAACCAACUUGAGCGGAGUCGGGAAAAGGUGCUUGUCCUCUGCUAUAGUUUUGGAGGAAGAUUGA
Molecule: messenger RNA, 2016 nt
Organism: Solanum tuberosum (potato)
Lineage: Eukaryota; Viridiplantae; Streptophyta; Magnoliopsida; Solanales; Solanaceae
Exons: 11
Coding region: 1-2016 (671 amino acids)
Biological process (GO): response to endoplasmic reticulum stress
Molecular function (GO): protein binding
Source: RefSeq, a predicted model, not a curated record